CCUCGCGACAUUCUAUCCGGCACUCAGCGGAAACAUGUCGGGGAGGAGAGAGCCGUGCGGAGGAACUGCGCUUCUGAAAUGGACACCUAAGACAUAAAGUGAACGUCGAUCUGCCCGGACGGAUGGUGGCGUUUUAGUCGAGUUAGCAGCUGCUGAGGCCGAGCUACUAUUUCACGACAGCGGGCUAAGAGACAGGAAAUAGCAGACUAACAGGUCAGGCGGCUGGGUCGGUGUUAACACAGGGAGAGAGAGGGGAGAGAGGGGGGAGACAGCGUGUGCGUACUCUAAACAAGACAGGGUCGCUGCUCGGAAGGGGAUGUUAUCCGUACUGUCUUAUGGCAGACUGGUAGCCAGGGCUGUCCUGGGCGGACUCUCUCAGACGGACAGUCGGGACUACAGCCUGAUCACCGCCAGCUAUGGCUUCGGCAAAGACUUUCGAAAGGGCAUCCUGAAGAAGGGGAUGUGCUACGGCGACGACGCGUGCUUCAUAGCGCAGAACAGGAACGCCGAUGUUUUGGGUGUUGCAGACGGCGUAGGCGGUUGGCGUGACUACGGCGUCGACCCGUCCCAGUUCUCCGCCACGUUGAUGAGAACCUGUGAGCGACUGGUGAAGGAGGGACGCUUCACUCCCAGUAACCCAGUGGGUAUCCUGACCUCUGGCUACUACGAGCUCCUCCAGAACAAAGUCCCCCUGCUAGGAAGCAGCACGGCCUGUAUCGUCGCUCUGGAUCGACGGAGUCACCGGUUACACGCGUGCAACCUCGGGGACUCGGGCUUCCUGGUGGUUCGGGAAGGAGAGGUGGUUCAUCGCUCGGACGAGCAGCAGCACUAUUUCAACACGCCUUUCCAGCUGUCCAUUGCUCCUCCUGGAGCUGAAGGGGUGGUGCUAAGUGACAGCCCCGAAGCAGCUGACAGCUCCUCUUUCGAUGUGCAGCUCGGUGACAUCAUCCUGACGGCCACCGACGGCCUGUUUGACAACAUGCCAGACUACAUGAUUCUUCAGGAGCUCAAAAAACUUAAGACUUCCAACUAUGACAGCAUCCUGCAGACUGCACAGAGCAUUGCAAAGCAAGCUCACGACCUUGCCUAUGACCCCAAUUAUAUGUCUCCCUUUGCACAGUUUGCCUGUGACAAUGGCCUGAAUGUAAGGGGAGGGAAGCCAGAUGAUAUCACGGUGCUGCUGUCCAUUGUGGCUGAAUAUACAGAUUGAAAGUGUGUGUGUGUGUGUGUGAGAGAGUGUGUGUGUGUUUGUGUGCGCGCACGCUUAUCUGGGGCUGAUCAUCUCUUCCCGUCCGCCUGAAUCUUACACCUCUCCAAAAACGCGCUGCAUCCUGUGGGUCGCCGUGGAGGCCCGACAUCACAGCACACACACCCCUCCCCGCCCGGGCCGACGGCCACUUGUGUACAUUUUUGUUCUCUUCCUCUGUUUUUGCUGCGUGAACGGUUGAGGGGAAGCAGGCAGCUAGGACUCCGUGUCGACCAUGAGUAUGACGGGCUACGGCGUUCCCAUCGGUCUCCCUGUGUGCAGUAAACCCUUGUGUGUGUGACGUGAGCGGGCGAAGGUUCCCUGGGAGAGUAGUGAGUAGACCGUUGAACCCGGCUGGCUGUCUUGGGGUUUCCAGUCGUUCGCCUGCUCCUCCUUGUGGACGAACAAAGCAUAACAAUGGAUGGGUGUCAUUAGAGAAUUGGGAUUAGAAGGUUGGGUCUCAAUCUCCUGGGUUUGGGAAUGUGAGCAAUGGAAGAGCCAACUAUUAAUCAAAGGGAAACCACUUCGAUCGGUCAGUGCGCACAUCCUGAUAAGUUGUAAAUAUUUUUGUGUUUUUAGGGCUUGAUUCUGGCCUCUCUGUUGUUUUGGUUAUUAAAGCAAAGAGCUAUUUUGUUACUUUUGUGGAGGAUGUACACAUGUGCAUUCAUAGAUAUAUUUUCCUGUAUAGAUGUUAAUCUCUGAGUUUUUUUUAUUUUUAUUUAUCCUACACUUGCACUCGCUGAAAUGAACAAGAAUAGAUCGCUGCAACGGCCGUGUGGUAGGAAGGGUGGAAAAGCAUGUGAGAGGUAUAAAUGUUAGAAGUCGUUAUUGGAAUAUGUGGUGUAUUUUAAUGUGGAUGUCUGUCGUCCCACAAAGCUAAAGCUAGCAUUUGGGAAUGCUUACAAUUGCAAUAACGGGUCACGCAGGAAAAUAUGUAUUUUGUCAAUGUCAUUUAGUUCUAAAAAUAGGAGUAAACUGCUGACAUGAAACGUGGAGGCUGGAUUGUAGAUCCUACCAUCUUAAUGAGAAUCAGGUGUGUGUUCUUUCAGUACCGUAUUUCCCUUUCUUUUUUCUUUUCUUUUUUUAAUGUGUUUGCUGCUUCCCUUUUGUAAUUCAAAUGUCUGUGUACGUGUACGUGUGUGUGUGUGUGUGUGUGUGUGUGUGUGUGUGUGUGUGUGUGUGUGUGUGUGUGUGUGUGUGUGUGUGUGUGUGUGUGUGUGUGUGUGUGUGUGUGUGUGUGAGACUCAUCAAAUGGCAUUUUUAAAUGACACUAAUCUACAAUUCUGCUCAUGAUCGUCUGCCCCUUGUCCAACCCGUUCACCCGAGCGGUUUGGACAAUAUCUUUACAGUUUAAAUCCAGGGGCAACCAAAGACACAUUUUGUUUGUGUAUGUUAUACACAACGCUUUGUUGUUACAAACAUCUCACGGCAGUACUGUAAAUGUCUUCGGAAAUGUUCUGAGGGGCAUUGAAAUGCCUUCUCUAUGCCUAAAGUAGUUUUAUCAGAGCAUCAUACUGUGGCGUUUCAGUUAUAUUUCCUUGGUUACAACCAAGUAUAAGACCGGUUAUGACACCAAAGAAGGAAAGCCAUAUAUACAUAUAGACGACACCAUUAUUAGUAAAAUAGUAUCUACAUGGCUUCUGUCUCAGCUACUGGCACCGUUUGGGUUCUUUUGUCACAAUUGUCAUCUGUUGCUUUUUUUUCUCCGGUGUUUUAUCAUUGGUGUUUAAAAGUUCUGAACUUGUAAUUACUUAAAAUCGCCCUAUACUUGACAGAUGUCACUCGUAUGCCGAAGGAGGGGCGUUUAGAUGGGUAAUGGUGCUGUGAACUAAUGUUAAUGGGGCGAGCACAGUUUCAGCCUUAACAAAUAGCUAAACCUGCAAUCGAGGCCUUUCCUGUCGUUGCAAGCUUGUGGUGUCUUGUCCCGGCCGUGCUGCCCUUGUGUUUGAUGUAAGUGAAGUCUCCCCACGUCCUUCUCUCCUGUGAAGUUGUACUCAAAGUGGCUUCUGCAGUCUGUAUGGUACGAUUGUCCUCUUUUCAGCAAGCGAUGUCUGUGUGUGUGUGUGAGAGAUGCACCUAUGUCUACAGUGAAACAAUGCAGGUCUAAUUUCUGUAAAUAUGUUUUGAAAUAUGUAAAAUAUUUAAAUAAAGAAUCUAGUAUUUAUACUAAA
Messenger RNA from Gasterosteus aculeatus aculeatus (three-spined stickleback), 3417 nucleotides. RefSeq names its product protein phosphatase PTC7 homolog. Gene Ontology annotation, cellular component: mitochondrion. Gene Ontology annotation, molecular function: protein serine/threonine phosphatase activity. The record is from RefSeq and is a predicted model, not a curated record. Gene Ontology annotation, biological process: protein dephosphorylation. Lineage: Eukaryota; Metazoa; Chordata; Actinopteri; Perciformes; Gasterosteidae.